UUUAAUAUUUCUUUAAUAUCAAAAAAUAUAUAAUAUAUAUUUUAAAUAUAUUCUCUAUUUUUUUGAAAUUUUCGAAAUUUUUAUAUAUAAAAUUUCGAAUUUUUUUUAAAGUUUCGAAAUUUAAUAUAUUAUUUUUUUAUAUCAAAAUAUAUAUAUAUUAAAAUGUCGAGAGAGUCCGGUAGAAGAUCCGUGGAUAUGGGCGCCGUGAACCGAAGUUCGAGUAGAGGCAAAGCAAAAGUCACCUCCGACGGUUCGACCUCACGCGUUUCUCGAGGAAGACACUCUGUCUCUUCCUUUCCUACUAUCCCCGAUCACUUAAUCUGGGACGCUAUGACGGAUGAAGAAUUCGACCAGAUUUAUUCUGGUAGAGGGGACGCAAAUCUCCCCACUCUUGAUAGUGUAUUCGAAGAUAUUGAUGAAGCAAAUCUGGAUAAUCUGGAUGGGGACGAGGAGCCUACACCGCAGAGCAACGACGUCGACGUGGAGGCAG
This is a messenger RNA of Cuscuta campestris, 490 nucleotides long. The record is from the annotation of a GenBank genome assembly. NCBI's taxonomy places the organism in Eukaryota, Viridiplantae, Streptophyta, Magnoliopsida, Solanales, Convolvulaceae.